Messenger RNA from Mercurialis annua (annual mercury), 615 nucleotides. RefSeq names its product stigma-specific STIG1-like protein 1. Bases 98 to 583 code for a protein of 161 amino acids. The transcript has a single exon. The record is from RefSeq and is a predicted model, not a curated record. Lineage: Eukaryota; Viridiplantae; Streptophyta; Magnoliopsida; Malpighiales; Euphorbiaceae.
CUCUUCUUUCUUUCAUUGAUCAUUUCAAUUCUUAAACUAAAGUUAAACUCAUUUGUUCUUCUUUCUUGAAUUGUACACUUACGAUCACAAAACAAAAAUGAAAUUACUAAAUAUUUUCUUGAUUCUUGUUCUUGUUUCAUCUCUAUUAGUACUUUCUAUUUCCGCAUUACCACAUGAGCAAGAAGAACAAGACGAACAAGACGAACAACAAGAAGAUCUCGAUUAUGAGUUAACCGAACAAUCUAAUGACGAUGAAAUAAAUGAAGUUAGCUCCGAACAUGAAUUUGGUCGCGUUCUUUAUCAAAGGAAACUCCGAAAACCUCGACGUGUACAAUGUAAUAAGUAUCCUACGAUUUGCCAUGCCAAGGGCAGUCCAGGGCCUCAUUGCUGUAAAAAGAAGUGUGUAAAUGUGUUGACUGAUCGCAUGAACUGUGGAGCUUGUGGGAAGAAAUGCAAAUACAAUCAGAUUUGCUGUAAUGGCAAAUGUGUGAAUCCAUCUUUCAGUAGAGGGCAUUGUGGAGGCUGCAAUAAUAGGUGCAAAAAUGGAGGGUUCUGUGCUUUUGGUCUUUGCAAUUAUGCAUAGAUCAUUAAAUGUUGAUGAUGAAGAUUUAAUUA